AUGGAAAUCAGAAAUCACACAACAGUGACUAAAUUCAUCCUUCUGGGAUUCACUACGAACCCCAAACUGCAACAGCUUCUGUUUGGGUUGUUUCUAAUCAUAUACAUUACUAGCCUAGCAGGGAACAUCACACUGACUACACUAAUCUGUUGCAGCUCUCGCCUCCACACACCCAUGUAUUUCUUCAUCGGCAACCUGUCCUUCCUGGACCUCUGGUAUUCCUCUGUCUAUACGCCUAAGAUCUUGAUGAACAGUAUCUCUGCAGACAAGAGUAUUUCCUUUGGAGGUUGUGCUACCCAGUUCUUCUUCUCAGCUGGCCUUGCGUACAGUGAAUGCUUUCUCCUGGCAGCUAUGGCCUAUGACCGCUAUGUGGCCAUCUCCAACCCACUACUUUAUGCCACUGCCAUGUCUGGAAAACUAUGUACAGGGCUGGUGGCACUCUCAUAUCUCAGCGGAUUCAUCAAUGCCACAAUUAUCACCAGUGAAACCUUCACAUUGAGUUACUGUGAUGGCAACAUCAUUGACGACUUCUUCUGUGACCUACCUCCAUUGGUGAAGCUGGCCUGCGAGGUGCCUGAGAGCUACCAGUCUGUUUUGUAUUUCAUUCUGGCCUCUAAUGUCAUUACUCCUUCAGCAAUGAUCCUUGCCUCCUAUGUCUUCAUCUUGGCAGCCAUCUUGAGGAUCCACUCCACUGAAGGAAGGCUCAAAGCCUUCUCCACAUGUGCUUCCCAUCUGACAGCUGUGACCUUGUUCUAUGGCUCCAUCCUCUUUAUCUACUCACGCCCCAGCUCUAGUUAUGCCUUGGAAAGGGACAAAGUAGUGUCGGUUUUCUAUACAGUAGUGAUCCCUAUGCUGAACCCCCUGAUCUACAGCCUGAGGAACAAGGAGGUGAAGGAUGCUCUGAAGAAGCUGACACUGAAAUGGGAUAUAAAUACAUAA
Hemicordylus capensis (graceful crag lizard) is the source of this 939-nucleotide messenger RNA. Its product is annotated as olfactory receptor 1013-like. Lineage: Eukaryota; Metazoa; Chordata; Lepidosauria; Squamata; Cordylidae. Gene Ontology annotation, molecular function: G protein-coupled receptor activity; odorant binding; olfactory receptor activity. The transcript has a single exon. The record is from RefSeq and is a predicted model, not a curated record. Gene Ontology annotation, cellular component: membrane. Bases 1 to 939 code for a protein of 312 amino acids. Gene Ontology annotation, biological process: sensory perception of smell; G protein-coupled receptor signaling pathway.